AUGCCCACCUCAUCAAGCGUCGUGGCAGCUUUGGCGGUAGUGCCGCUCUUGCCCCUCGUAUUCGCCUUUCUUAUACGAUUAUCGCUCCACGUGCUCGGUUGGUACCUACAAAUACAGACCAGGGAUCGAAAGGCCGCGAUUAUCGAAAGGGUCAGGCGGGAGAUAGCAGCUCUAUCGGAACACCAGCCGCUGUCCCAGGAAGCCGAAGAUGGCUGGGAGAAGGUCGAAAAAGCAGGCACCGCUGAGAACGGAAGAGCUCUUGUUGAGGAUGAAUGGGGCGGAGUCGUUGGGUUCUUUCAUCCAUUCUGGCAAGUCCCUGUUUUCUCCAACGCUGGCGGCGGCGGCGAGAGAGUGUUAUGGGCCGCCAUAGCCGCAACUCAGCAACGAUGGCCCAAUGCCGUUUGUGCAGUGUACACCGGUGAUCACGAUGUUGACCGAGCGGUGGUGGUAGCGACGGUCAGAAGCCGGUUUGGAAUCACCCUCCAAGAGCAUUCCCUUGUCUUUCUAUACCUUUCGAAGCGUCGGUUCGUUCUCGCGAGUACUUAUCCUCACUUCACACUGCUGGGUCAGUCAUUGGGCUCGGUGGUCCUUGCUUAUGAUGCCUUUCAGCUGCUCGUGCCCGACAUCUUCAUCGAUACCAUGGGUUACGCAUUUGCAGUCGCUUUUUGCAAAUUCCUCUUCCCCAGCGUGCCUAACGCGGCAUAUGUGCACUAUCCGACAAUUUCCACCGACAUGCUGGAUAGUCUUGAGGACACGACAGGUCAGAAAGGGAUUCAUGCUGGUGCCGGGAAAGGGCUAAAGGGAAAGGGAAAAAAAUAUUAUUGGCGUGCCUUUGCAUGGCUCUACGGCUUUGUCGGGCGACAGAUCGAUGUGGUGAUGUGCAAUUCGACCUGGACCCAAGGCCACAUCCGACAGCUUUGGAAACCGAAAAGAGAGUCCUCCUCAUUUGCCGCUAUAGUUUAUCCGCCUUGUCCAGUGGAAGAGUUGGAAUCACGAAUCCCAUUAACAGAGGAGAGUGAGAAACAACGAGAAAAUAUCGUCCUUUACAUUGCCCAAUUUCGACCCGAGAAGAACCAUUUUUUGAUUCUCCGAUCCUUUGCUAAGUUCUACCAUGGGGCAAAGGAGAAACCUAGGCUGGUUCUCAUCGGAUCAGUUCGAAGCAAUACACCGGACGAGAAACACAUCUACAAACUCCGACUUGAGGCACGAGAGUUAAAGAUCACGGAUGCGACCACCUUCAUUUGCGAUGCCCCUUUCUCAGUAAUUCUUGAAUAUCUUAGAAGGUCGAGUAUUGGUACAAAUGGCAUGUACGCCGAGCAUUUCGGAAUCGGCAACGUGGAAGGACUGGCGGCAGGACUGAUCCCAGUGGUACACAACAGUGGCGGACCCAAGCUCGACAUUGUGGUUCCGUUCGAGGGUCAGCCCAUUGGCAUCCAUGCCGAGACGGAGGAUGAAUUUGCCGCUGCCUUUGCCCGCGUGACGGCCAUGAGCCCACAAGAACGAUAUGCAAUGAGAGUAAGAGGCCGCAAAAGCACCAAGAGAUUCUCAGAAGCAGUGUUUGAGGGGAAAUGGGUCGAGCAGAUGGAGAUGCUGGUGAGGCUGCAGAAGUUGCGGAGUGGACAUGGCAUCUAG
Messenger RNA from Cladophialophora psammophila CBS 110553, 1632 nucleotides. RefSeq names its product alpha-1,2-mannosyltransferase. Gene Ontology annotation, cellular component: endoplasmic reticulum membrane. Gene Ontology annotation, molecular function: GDP-Man:Man(3)GlcNAc(2)-PP-Dol alpha-1,2-mannosyltransferase activity. The record is from RefSeq and is a predicted model, not a curated record. Gene Ontology annotation, biological process: protein N-linked glycosylation. The transcript is spliced from 2 exons. Lineage: Eukaryota; Fungi; Ascomycota; Eurotiomycetes; Chaetothyriales; Herpotrichiellaceae. The coding region runs from base 1 to 1632 and encodes 543 amino acids.